ACACCAUGUUGCCACUUCAGCUAGUUAUAUCGUAUCCGAACUUGGUACUGCAUAGAGGCGACUGUCACUCUGUCUCAGUAUCAGUAUACUGACAUUUGUUAUCAGUAUAGCACUGCUAUAAUAGAACACCGACUAAAGUAGGACACCUAUUAUGAUUUCGCAGCUGAAAUUCUCUGGCCGAAAACAAUAGUUAAUCAGUGGAGUGCAGUUGAUCAACUGUGCAUUGUGUAAGCCGGAUAUCAAGUGACGUUCGGAAUAAAUUUAUUGAAUGGAUACCUUGUCUCAUAUCAAUUUAAAAGCCUGAACGCAAAUUGAAUUUACUCAGCGUGAUGAACAUUGAUGGAAGUCAUUUCAUGAAAUAUUCUCUCGUGAUAUUAUUAACUGACACACUGACAGGGGUUUGUCUGAUCGAAUAAUUAAUAUGAGUGAACAUGAGCUACGAAAUAUUGAAUGAUCCGCUUGUGAAGAGCAUUCAGGAUGCCAGCGUUGGUUUCAUGUCCCCUCCAGAGGUUCAGCUCGAUACAGGAUGCAUAAUCACACUCCAAUUCACAAAAUAUCGACAACAAAUCCGCAAAUUCAAAGUGAGGCCAGAUGAUAUAUGGAUCUGCACUUUCCCGAAAUGUGGAACAACAUGGUCACAAGAAAUGAUUUGGUUACUAAUAAAUAAUAUAAACUUUGAACAAGCCAACACAGAACCAUUGCAUAUGAGAACUAUUUUCCUGGAUUACAAGACGUUGCAUCCUGAGAAUGAUGAAAUACCAAACACAAUCGAAAUAGCAGAAAAUUUGCCAUCUCCUAGAAUUAUCAAAACGCAUUUACCUGUCAGUGAACUACCAGAAGAAAUUUUUACUGUCAAGCCAAAAAUUAUCUAUGUACAUAGGAAUCCCAAGGAUGCAGCAAUCUCUUACUAUCAUCAUUUUGUGUUUUGGAACAACUAUGUAGGAUCAAGAGAGGAUUUUUUGACGGCAUUUGCAAAGGAUAAGUUAAUCUACAGUCCGUUCUGGGAUCACGUCCUGGGUUUUUGGAACAAAAGGGAGGAUUCGAAUGUACUAGUCAAUAGUUUCGAAGAAAUGAAGAAGGAUCUGAAAGGAGUUCUGAAGAGAACAGCUGAUUUUCUGGAGGUGACCUACACGCCUGAGCAGGAAGCGGCUCUCCUGAAACACCUGAGCUUCGAGUGCAUGAGGAUCAACCCGAUGACCAACUUCGAGAGCGAGUACAAGGAAGCCGGAAGAGAUAAGGAAUGUCAGUUCAUAAGAAAAGGAGAAGUGGGGACCUGGAAGAAAGAAAUGCCUGAAGAAAUUAGGAAUAUGUUUGAGGAUUGGACGGAAGAGAAUCUCCAAAACACAGAGUUUCCUUUCUACAGAAAUAAUAAUAAUAAUUAAACCUUUAUUUAAAAUGAUAACUUCACUCAUCGUUGAGUUCAACUCCUACAACUUAACUGUUCCAGAUAUUAUGCAGUAACUGUUCAUCAAGCCAAUUUUUUUGCAGUCGUCACGUGCGAUGAGACAAUUAACAUUGAGAUUGACCCUUCCAAUAUUCCUCUCGAUUUCUCCACAACGUUCUAAAAAUUAUUUUUAUUUCUGUACAUCAAUUUUCAGAACCUUGGGAUGCUGCCAUGGAUUCCACAGUCAAAAAUAUACGUGCUUAAAAAGUAUUCUUUCCCACAAGAUUUUAUAUGUUGUUUUUAGCGUAUUAUAAAGACUAAUUUGAUAGCUCAUUCCAUUAUUUAUAUGAAGAAGUCUUUAGUUUUCAAAUCUCAUGCAGAAACGACUACUUGAUAGAUAUUAAAUUAAGAAUGAUUAUUCAUUAUAAGAUUAAUUUUUCAUGGCACAAAUAAAUAUAAUAUUUUGAGCACUACAUAAUCUCAUCACUAUCUUGGAGAUCCCGUGCUGUUUCAUUGGUAGCCUACAGUAUUUUGUGAUCAUUUAUACAACACAACUUAUCAAUAAAUUCUAAUGUUUUA
Nilaparvata lugens (brown planthopper) is the source of this 1963-nucleotide messenger RNA. Its product is annotated as luciferin sulfotransferase. The transcript has 8 exons. Gene Ontology annotation, cellular component: cytoplasm. NCBI's taxonomy places the organism in Eukaryota, Metazoa, Arthropoda, Insecta, Hemiptera, Delphacidae. The record is from RefSeq and is a predicted model, not a curated record. Gene Ontology annotation, molecular function: sulfotransferase activity. The coding region runs from base 432 to 1382 and encodes 316 amino acids. Gene Ontology annotation, biological process: sulfation.